AUGGUAAGUCAUGGUGUCAAAGAUGCUGGUGGGAUCUGGACGUGGAGAACCGAUGAGCAGCGAGCAGCCGAGAAGCAGCAAAUUGUGGAUCUUUUCACCAAGCGGAUGAAAGAAUCUGGAGAUGCCAAGGAUCUCCUUGAAAGCAAGCGCAUCCACGUAGAGAUCAAAGAGAAGGGGCUGGGUCGGAACAGGCUGCUCACAAAUCUUCUGAUUGAAAUGUAUGGCAAGUGUGGGAGCCUCGAAGAUGCAAAGGAUGUUUACACAAACAUGGAUCAUCCGAAUGUGUUCUCGGGAAACAUCAUGAUGAACGCGCUCAUUAAAAACGGGCAUCUUCAGCAAGCUAGAAAUGUGUUCGAUCGAAUGCGCGAGAAGAGUGCGGUGUCCUGGAAUACGAUAAUUGCGGCAUAUGCCCAAGUUGGGGAUAUGCGGGAAGCUAUGAGUAUAUUUGACGAGAUGCCUUCUCCAAACGUGGUAACUUGGAACUCGCUGCUCGCCGGAUACUCGGAACAAAAGGAUCUGGAAUCUGCAAAGAGGAUCUUUAACAAAAUGGGAAAGAAAAACCAGGUAUCAUGGACAACCAUGGCUCUAGCUUAUGCCCAAUGCGGGCAUUUGGAGAAAUCCCAGAAAUUAUUCGAGGAGAUGCCUGACAAGGAUGAGAUCUCGUGGACGGCCAUGAUCUCCGCUUACGCAAUCAAUGGCCACAUAGAGGGCGCACGCAGUGUAUUCGAUCGAAUGCCCUUUGAGAAAAACGUGGUGGCGUGGACAGCCAUGCUUAAUGCUUACACUCAGGGAGGGUAUCUCGAAGAUGCCAAGAAUCUCUUUUGGCAGAUGCCAGACAGGAAUGUGGUGUCGUGGACGGUGUUGAUUCAAGCGUGUGUGGACAAUGGAAACAUAUCCGACGCUAAAGAGUUCUUUGACAAAAUGCCACAAAGGAAUCUACUGUCGUGGACAACGAUGAUCGUUGGAUAUGCCCAGAAAGGGCAUUUGCGCCAGGCAUGGAGCCUGUUCCAACAGCUGCCGUACUGGGACCAGGUCUCGUGGACCGCUAUGUUCCAGGCGUAUGCACGGCAUGGCCACAUCUCGCGAGCCAGGGUAAUGUUUGAGCGUAUGCCGUACCACGACGUGGUGGCAUGGGCCGCGAUGGUCCACUCGUAUGCCCUGACAGGGCAUACGCUGGAGGUGUUUGAAGUGUUCCAGCUCCUGCUACUCGAGGGCGAAACGCCCGAUGAUGGAGUGUUCGUGAGCGUUUUGACCGCCUGCAGCCACAGGGGCUUCUACAAGGAAGGCUUGCGUUACUUCAAGUCAAUGAUGGGCGACCACGGCGCAAAGCCAAUGGUGGAUCACUACCACUGUUUGAUGGAUAUCUUGGGUCGAUUGGGUCGCCUGGAAGAGGCCGAGGAGCUCUUUGCGAUGAUGCCAUUCUCGAGAAAAUCGCUGGGGUGGAUGACGCUACUAGGUAGCUGUAGAAUUCAUCGCGAGUUUGACAGAGCCCAAGAGAUCGCUGGAAAGGCUGUGGACUCUGGGAGUGGCAAUCACUCGAUGUAUGUGAUGCUGGGAAAUAUAUACGGAGAAAGUAAAGGCUGCCGAUAG
Selaginella moellendorffii is the source of this 1590-nucleotide messenger RNA. RefSeq names its product pentatricopeptide repeat-containing protein At4g02750. The coding region runs from base 1 to 1590 and encodes 529 amino acids. The transcript has 2 exons. NCBI's taxonomy places the organism in Eukaryota, Viridiplantae, Streptophyta, Lycopodiopsida, Selaginellales, Selaginellaceae. Gene Ontology annotation, molecular function: protein binding. The record is from RefSeq and is a predicted model, not a curated record.